Molecule: messenger RNA, 834 nt
Organism: Angiostrongylus costaricensis
Lineage: Eukaryota; Metazoa; Nematoda; Chromadorea; Rhabditida; Metastrongylidae
Source: the annotation of a GenBank genome assembly
AUGACCGCGGUUGCACCUCCACCAUACUCCAGUGUCGAAGAUGCCAACGACGUCACUCUAGUACCGGCAAGGGUUUCUCAUGCUCCUUCAUCCUCUACACAAGCAGUAACCGGCUUGAAUAAGGAAACUUUGGCCUCACCUAACACUAAUGCGCUGCCUAAUACUCUACCGUAUGUUACUGCACCAAAUACUCCUCUUCCGGUCCAACAAGGACAACAACAACAACAACAACAACAACAACAACAACAACAACAACAACAACAACAACAACAACAGCAGGCCAUGUCGGCACCAACUCAGACAGCAUAUCUUCCUGCGAUGAAUGUUGUCCCUGGACAGGUUGGUGGAGGUCCUUGCAUGACUUCGCCACCAGUCACCACCUAUGGAACCGGUGCGACGCCCAUGCCUGGAGUUCCAAUGUAUCCUGGUGCGAUCCCUAUGCAGCCAAUGUGCACUCAGCCUGCCACAAUGGGAACGAAUCCAGCAAUGGCCAUGAUGGGUCCGAAUCCUGUUCAGAACGGAGGAAUCAACCUUGUUGUGAACACCAAUGCAAAUUCAAAUUCCAAUUCUAAUAACGCAGGCGGCGCGAAUAGUGCUUCAGCACAACCAGCACCGAGGCCAUGCCCAAAGUGCCGUCUCGGCUAUAUUACCCGCGGUCAGGCACGGUUUAGAGAGAUGUGUAUCAAGGCGCUGGCCUAUGGCACCAUAUGCUGCACUUGUCUUAUUCCUCUUCGUCUUCUCAAGACCAACUAUGUAGACAAGUGCUCCUACUGUGGUGAGGAGUACGGUUUCCGUGGUGAACUUUUCGAGAAACCGAAACCAGUGAAAAUCUGA